This is a messenger RNA of Aspergillus caelatus, 654 nucleotides long. RefSeq lists its product as uncharacterized. The coding region runs from base 1 to 654 and encodes 217 amino acids. NCBI's taxonomy places the organism in Eukaryota, Fungi, Ascomycota, Eurotiomycetes, Eurotiales, Aspergillaceae. The transcript has 2 exons. The record is from RefSeq and is a predicted model, not a curated record.
AUGAGGGCCUUCGUCAUCUUCACACUCGUUACGUCCAUCCUGGCAGCGCCCACUCAGACGUUCGAGCGCCGUCAGCCGAACAGUGUGAUUCCUUCUGCACCAUCCGCGGUGAACGUCGGUGUCAAGGCGAUGGCAGCUCCCGCCCCCAGCGCUCCUCCUCAAGCACCUGCCCCUGGAGGGCAAUCAGGAGGUGGUAGCACUGCUGGCGGUGGACUGGGUGAUCUCGCAAACCUCAUAGGACAGGGUGUACAAGGUAUCACCAAGCUUAUCAGCACUAUUGCUGGGGCUGCCGGCGGCGGCGGCGGCGAGAGUGGCGGAGGAGGCCAGAGUAGUGGAGGAGGCGCUGGUGAUCUAACCAACCUCAUUGGUGAAGGGGUAAAGGGCCUCAGUAGCCUUGCGGGCGCUGCAGGCGACGCUGGCGGUGGACUUGGAGAUCUCACAAGUCUUAUUGGUAACGCUGCUGGCGGCCUGGGUAGCAUUGGUAAUCUCCUCGGUGGCCUAGGCGGUCUAGGUGGGCUGCUUCGAAGAGACGUAACCCCAGACCUUAUUGCGAGGGCGAUCGAGAAUAUGGAGCUACCCGAUCUGGAUGAUGAUGAAUGCAUAAUAGAGAAGCUAGGCGGCUUACUUCCAGGAGACGCCAGUCGCGCUACAUAA